This is a messenger RNA of Sycon ciliatum, 2983 nucleotides long. RefSeq lists its product as uncharacterized. NCBI's taxonomy places the organism in Eukaryota, Metazoa, Porifera, Calcarea, Leucosolenida, Sycettidae. The record is from RefSeq and is a predicted model, not a curated record. Bases 220 to 2847 code for a protein of 875 amino acids. The transcript has 11 exons.
GAAACACCGUUGCACAAAGCCUGUGCACACGGCAAGCCGGAGGUUAUAGAAUUUCUGCUUCGAACGGGUUCAGAUCUUCUUGCCUUGUCAAAUAACAACAGGACAUGUCUGGACAGUGCAGUAGCAAGUAAUUUCAGCAGAAUUGCUCAGCCUGCGGCUAGACUAAGGGCAAUUAUCCGCCAUCUUGAGAGCCAGUACCCAGAGGAGCAGAAGAAGGUAAUGGAAAUUGUUCGACAUGCCGCUGACAAGGAGACUGCUACCCCUCACAACCGUCGUUUUCUUCAGACUUACCUUCAGCUGGAGGAAUUUUAUUCCGAAGGGCAAGUGGACGCUAAUAAUCUAGUUGUUCUAGUUAGCGGGGAACAACUUGUUGGGAAGUCGACACUGAUCAAGACAUUGAGAGAAGAAGGGAACAACGGCACAUCAAACGACUCGAAACGAACCCGAGGCAUCCAGAUGUCCAACUUCACUGAUAAUCUUGGUCAGCAUUUGCGUAUCAAAGAUCUCGCUGGGCAGGACGCGUUUUCAGCGACACACGACAUUUUCUGCCUAUCCACAUCAGUACCAAGCCUCGGUCUUGCUGUUGUCAAUAGUAAAUGGGACGAGAAACUGAUUACAACAAGCAUAACCACCACAGUUGGUCGGUUUUUGAGCCGGAGGCCACCAUCGGUAACAUCAGACCAGCCGUUCAAUGUCAUGAUCAUUGCGACCUUCCGCGACGAGAUCAAGAGAGAGGAUCAUGGAGAACUUGCUGCAAAGCUUGCCACAAGCUAUAGUAGUGUCAAGGUGGAGUUUGGUGAUAAACUCCACUUUCACGGACCCUUUGCUAUCAAUGCCACCGUCAAUGACACAAGCUUCGACCGCCUGAGAGUAAAACUUUCUGUGGUUUGCACAGAUAUCCUGAGCAAAUCUUGCAAGCAACCCAAAGUGCUCGGGCAGGCAGAGGAAGUACUGGCACAACUGCACGACAACAUCCGUGAGCCAUUCUCAACAAGUCGGCAGUUCUCUCGACAGCUUUGUGCUGCUAGCAACGUAGAGUAUGAUGACGAUGAAGAUAGCAUCAACACCGCACAAAUCCGUCGAUAUCGCAAGAUCCUCAAUGCGUAUGGUCUGAUUGUUUCUUUCUCAUCACCUGAGCUGGACGACAUCAUUGUUAACCGACCCAACUGGUUGCUCUCCACGGUCAUUGGUCUGAUAUUUGCACCACCUGGGCUUGACGAUGAAGUUAUGCUCCACUUCAAAGAUGGUGUUGCAAAGGUCCAGGAAGUCCUUGACAAGCUUAACAGCUGCGAGGGAGCAGAUCGCCAAGGCCCUCUGCUGCUGCAGAUGGUAAUACAACUAGGUGUGUUGCUGCAGGAGAAAGAAAGGAUCCUGGCACCUAGCCGUCUUCCGACCGCUGACAACUGCCUCGGCUCACUGGCCAAGAAAGAUUCAUCAUCUCGGUCGGCGUGCGCAGGAGUCUCUUUCACGACUCAGCACUGCUUCUCCACUGCUCUUGUUAUCCGGCUACAGACAGAGCUGUACGCCUAUUUCCACGAGCUUCACGGCAUUCCUGCUGAGCUCUGGAAGAAUCUGGUGGUAGUGGCUCCAGUCCAUUCUACAGCCCGUGGUUGCAUCUCCGUCACGGACAGCCUGCGCCAAGCUGUCGCUGUUGUCCAUGCGCCCGUAGAAGAUACGCUAGACGGCUAUUGUCUGCUGGCUCUGUUGCGCAAGGUGUUUGGUGACCUGGCAGCACAGUAUAGCCCGGGUACUAGCUAUUCCACAAGCAUCAUCAGCUCUGCUUCCAUUCGUCAGCACCUCCACGAGCCAAGCGACAAGUUUGAUUUCGCUGUGUACGAUGCAGAGGAAGUCCGAUCAUCCGUAGCAACAAAGGUUCAUCUCUCCACUAGCCAACGUUACGUUGAUCGUGCCUCGCUUCUUCUCGAAUGGCCGGUCAACCAUGCCUCACUGCUCUCUGCACAGUCCUUUGAGUCCAUCCGAGAAAGCCUUGGUGAGUCCGACCUGCCUGCGCUAGACACCUGCCUGGGCCUUACAUCAUCAUCUUCAUCACGUGAGCACAGUAAUCAUCUACACGCUGCAGCAGCAUCGGUCCACAGCUGGGCAGUUACCGACUACCAUCACACCUCGACCAAGCUUCACCAGCUGCUAGUGAAAUCACCGAACGCCCAGCGCUUUGCAAAGAUCUGCAAGGUGCUACGGCAGCAUGAAGAACUGCUGACCACCGAUUUCCCGGACAUAUUCCGGAAGCGUAGGGUGCAAGCCGUCCAGCCGGUCUCUGCCAGAGCUAUUUCCUCGACUGUUCAAUCAGACUCCGCGGAGAGCGUUCCUUCGAACAGCCAGUCACACUCUGAUCAAGCCAGUCAGUCCACUGCUGCUCGGCAAGAUGAUGCUGGCCAUGCUGAGCAUCACGCUGCUGAUGGCAGCUGUGGAAUUUUCCUAUCCACUUCACCACUCCAUGCCAUGUGGUCAACGGACGAACGCAUUGCAAACCUGUAUCAGGAGGAUGAAGCGGAGCUCUCUGAAGAAACGGAGACGUUCUUGGAUAACCCAUUCGACCAUGCCAUCUUCAUAACAAAAAUCCACAUCUGGCUGAAAAAGCUGGAUGCUAAUGGCCUGCGUGACAAAGCACAGGAGUACGGCUUCUUAGCUUUUGGUCAGAUUGAAAAGCUCAAACUGACCCUGAGGAACCACGGUGGCAGAGAUCACAAUUCUGAACUACUGGAUAUUAUCAUGGCACAGGAACGUGAUGGCUACAUCAAGCUGUGCAAGAUCGUCAAGGGUUAUGGACAGUACACAACGCAGCUUGAGCAGAUGAACAGUUUGCUGACGGAGAGUGAUCGAGUCUAAUCAGGUCAGUCAUCAGCACACUCCUAUCUCAUUACAUCACCACUGCCGGUUGCCAUGACAACUGCUUGAAAAUUGUUUGGCUGCUUGAAGGUCCUCCCAUUACCAAAUAUUUAUAAACUCGUCUCGUGAAAAAUUA